Molecule: messenger RNA, 4225 nt
Organism: Nothoprocta perdicaria
Lineage: Eukaryota; Metazoa; Chordata; Aves; Tinamiformes; Tinamidae
Gene: HDX
Product: highly divergent homeobox
Exons: 10
Coding region: 294-2411 (705 amino acids)
Biological process (GO): regulation of transcription by RNA polymerase II
Molecular function (GO): RNA polymerase II cis-regulatory region sequence-specific DNA binding; DNA-binding transcription factor activity, RNA polymerase II-specific
Source: RefSeq, a predicted model, not a curated record
CUUCUGCCCUAAGUCAUGAAUCACUACAGGCAAUGACCAAAAAAUACCCUGAACCCCAAAGCAAGCUGGUCAGGUCCUGCCGUGUGUUUUAUUUCAACCCUUCUCUGAUGGUCUCUGCACAGAUAACUCUUGAGCUGUACUUGGUCMGACUUGAAAGUUAAAGGAGUUGGGCAUCUUACAAGGAUCUGCCUGGUGGACGUAAUUUCCAAGUGAUUAAGAGGAACUGCAGAAAUGAAAUGUCGGUUGAACCAGACUCUGGUUCCACGUCAUUUGUAGGGGCUGAUUGCAGCUGAAUGAACCUGCUCAAAGAGCAGAAGAUGAACCUGCGUUCUGUAUUUACUGUAGAACAACAAAGGAUAUUGCAGCGUUAUUAUGAGAAUGGAAUGACAAAUCAAAGUAAAAAUUGCUUUCAGCUCAUAUURCAGUGUGCACAAGAAACUAAACUGGACUUCAGUGUAGUCAGGACGUGGGUUGGCAAUAAAAGGAGGAAGAUGAGCAGCAAGAGCGCGGCCGAGCCUGGGGGCGCUCCCGCCGGGGCUGGCCCUGCUGCGCCCUCCGUGCCGCCGGAGGCAGCCGUAAGGAAUGUGGUAAAUAUUGCGCGAUCCCAAAGCCAACAGUCUGCUUGGACCUCUUCUAAUAACGAUGUGAUAGUUACUGGUAUAUACAGCCCUGCCAGUUCGUCUGGCAGGCAGGGAUCCGCCAAGCAGACAAAUGCUUCAGUGGCAGAAAUGCAUAAAAACGCCAUCCCGAAACUGUCGGGAAAAAGCGAUGCGGAGUUUCAGCAGCAGCACAUCCCUAUAGGACGGCAAGUCCCGCAUUGUAAAAACGCUUCCCUGUUAGUAGGGGGAAAGACUAUUAUUUUGUCUAGGCAAACUAGCGUACUGAACUCUGCCAACUCCAUUUAUAGUCACACUAAGAAAAGUUACAGUGGUUCUUCAGUGCAGACAGCGGAGCUGGUGUUACCUCAGAAGCCGGUGAUUUGCCACAGGCCGUGCAAAGCUGAACCCGUGGGGUGCCCGAGGCUGCAGAAAACGGAACACGCAGCCCUUGCCUCCCACAUCCCGCUCGGCCAAAGGGCUGGCGCUAGGGACCCUUCCUGUAGCACCCAAAACCUGGAAAUCCGGGAGGUGUUUUCUCUGGCCGUGACGGAUCAAGCGCCGAGGGCGGUGGGCAGCGGCGCGGCGCAGAGGCCCUGCUCCCUGGAAGGCACCUGCCUCUCCAUCGCGAUGGAGACCGGGGACGUCGAGGACGAAUAUGCCAGAGAAGAGGAACUCGCCUCCAUGGGGGCACAGAUACAAAGCUAUUCGAGAUAUUGUGAAAAUAACAGCUCUGUUCGAGCGGAGAACCAAAGUGCAGCCUUGUCCGGGCCGGGAAGGAGCGCGAGCUGCAGCUCCCAGAUGGGGAAUGCCAGGGACGGGCCUGACAACGUGCUCUAUCCCCACAGAGACUACCACUUACCUGCACGGACCUCACUACAUACAGCGCCCAGUACGUUGUAUAACAGUGCUAAUCCUCCAAGAAGUACUUUUUCUCCUCAUUUUACAUCUUCGAGUCAACUGAGGCUGUCACAAAACCAAAAUAAUUACCAGAUUUCAGGAAACCUUACUGUGCCUUGGAUUACAGGUUGUUCCAGAAAAAGAGCAUUACAGGACCGCACACAGUUUAGUGACCGAGACUUAGCUACCCUAAAGAAAUACUGGGACAAUGGCAUGACCAGCCUGGGCUCAGUGUGCAGAGAGAAAAUUGAAGCUGUUGCUGCGGAAUUAAAUGUUGACUGUGAAAUAGUGCGGACGUGGAUUGGGAAUCGAAGACGGAAAUAUCGUUUAAUGGGGAUUGAGGUCCCACCCCCUAGAGGAGGUCCUGCUGAUUUCUCUGAUCAAUCUGAAUUUGUUUCUAAAUCAGCACUUAAUCCAGGAGAGGAAACUGCUACUGAAGUGGGGGAUGAUAAUGAUAGGAAUGAUGAAGUAUCAAUCUGCUUAUCUGAAGGAAGCUCACAAGAAGAGACAAGUGAUACUCUUCAAAAUGAAGAAAUGGGUCACAAAGAAGAUGACCAGAAUCCAGUAUCUACKGAUAACGUGAAAAUAGAAAUUAUAGAUGAUGAAGAAAGCGAUAUGAUAAGCAAUUCAGAAGUGGAUCAAAUGAGUUCUCUCUUGGAUUACAAGAAUGAAGAAGUCAGAUUCAUUGAAAAUGAGCUGGAGAAUCAUAAGCAGAAAUAUUUUGAACUACAGACAUUUACUCGCAGUUUGAUACUCGCUAUUAAGUCAGAUGAUAAAGAACAGCAGCAGGCACUGCUGUCAGACUUACCUCCCGAAUUAGAAGAGAUGGAUUUCAAUCAUGCAUCCCCAGAGCCUGAUGAUACCUCAUUCAGUUUGUCGUCUUUAUCUGAGAAAAAUGCCUCAGACAGUUUGUGAUUUUUGUUUUUAUGUUUUUUUAUUGACAAGAAACGUAGGUUUGAAAACAGCUUUUAGUUAUCUAACAUUUUACAAUCCAAACAAACAAAGAAACACAAGGUGAUGUAGACCUUGCUGAAGGAUGAAUAAUGGCUGCAGUUUGCAAUGACAGAACAUAAAGUUUGUUUUGGGUAAAAUGGAAGAACUGUGUGGGGGAAGUUUUUCAUUUUUGGUAGGAUGGCUUGUUUUUCCAGAACAGCUCUUGCUCUGGAGAAAAGUCUUUUUGGGCAGGGGUCCUGGGAUGGAAAACACAUGUCCUGUUCUACACCCAGAUAAUUGUUUAAGUGGCUUGCUAUAUAAGACUCACUAGUCCAGUUUAUUGUAGAUUCCUCCUUCCCAAUUCUUACUCAGGUAGGUUGUCUAAAAAUUGGGAAUCCACAUAGAAAAAAAUGGACUUUUUAUGAAUUGUCCUUGAGCCUCUUUGGAAAUCUGAAAUUAAACUAAAGUGCUUUUUAUUAUGUAGCUGCAAAUUGUUGAAUCUUCUGUUUUCUGACCAAAAUAACUGAAAAAAAAAACCUUUGAAAGGCUAACCAAAUAAUUUGAAUUAUCAUCAAUAAAUUAUUAAUAUACAAAGGCAGUCAUUAAGUUUUGUAACGAAUUAGAUUCAUACUGUAAAACUCGCUAGCUACAGAACAUGACUUUCUGCUACUGUCAUAGCAAUGGCAUUACAUAUGUUUACAUUAUUAUUUAAAGUUUUAUGAAUGUAGAGACAGAUUUUAUUUGGCAGAGCCUGAAUACUAAAGCUCUGAUCACCAAGUUUUAAACAUCAGUUAUUUUUUCCAUGAGCUUCUCUCUAGUUUUACCAGGACAAACUGUCAUCAUAUCCCAAAGUUUUUCUGGGUCUUUCUUACUGAGCUUUGCAAAUCAACUAAAUGAGACCUGGUUUAGAAGUAGCCUCUCUGACAUUUUUUUUUUUGGCCCAACCCAUAGUACAAUUGCCAUUUCUGAGCUGUGAACUCAAUUGCAGGCAGUGGCUGAAAGGAAUUUCUACAUCUGAAUACAUAGACAUGCAGACACUUUCAGAUAAAUUCAGCAGGGCAUGUAGGUGCAUGCCCACAUUAUAAAUGCUUUAUAACUUAUACUCUGAAUAUUCUCCUGCAAGCAUUUUUGAAAGAGACACUCUUGGAUCUUGUAUUAAACUUGAUCUUUCAUUUUUAUACCAAGUAGUAAUUCACUCUGGUGAUUUUUCAUUCACAUAGUACAGUAAGUAAUUUCAUUAAUUGCAGUGGGACUGUUCAGACUCUGAUUCUGCCUGCCUGAACAAAAGCAUCCUAAUUAAAAAUAAAUGAAACAAGCCCAAGCUGUAGCUGACAAAAUUCAGUGCAUGAAAGGAAAGGAAAACGGCAACUACAACAAUAAAAAUAAUAGUGGUCUCAUGAUCACAAAUAAGAUUAGUUAUAUUCCUUCUUAAUUGCUUAGGCAGAUUUUUUCUUUUUAUUACUUAGUUUUGUGCUUUUCAGAUUUUGUCCCCUCUUUUUCUCUGUUGUCCUUGGGCAUGGGGAACUUCUAACAAUAUUGUUAAAUGCCAACUGCAAAAAGGAUAGUAGUAAUUCUGAAAGCUAUAUUAAAAAAAACUUCUCAAAAUUCUGAUUACUGCACAGUUCAGUUAAUUCGUAGUCCACAGCAAGUCUUCCCAUGCAUUCAAACAAAAUAACCCUACAGAAAGUAAACUGUUGGGGCUGUGUGUCAACAGCUGGCCAUUAAAACUCAAAAUGGAACCUGYGGAGACAGAAAACCUACUAUGGUUAGACUGUGGUCUAUAUGGUCUAUAUAGA